Molecule: messenger RNA, 841 nt
Organism: Pelecanus crispus (Dalmatian pelican)
Lineage: Eukaryota; Metazoa; Chordata; Aves; Pelecaniformes; Pelecanidae
Source: RefSeq, a predicted model, not a curated record
UAUUCAACAUGUGUAUGGAGCUCAGCAUCCGCCUUUUGAUCCAUUAUUGCAUGGAACCUUGAUAAAAACAGGUUCAAAGCCACCUACAACUCCAGUGAAACUAAAGAAAGUCAGCACCUUCCAAGAAUUUGAAAGUAACACAAGUGAUGCUUGGGAUCUUGGGGAUGAUGAUGAUGAACUCUUAGCAAUAGCUGCUGAAAACUUAAAUACAGAAGUGGUCAUGGAAACAGCUCACAAAGUAAUUCAGAAUCACAGCAAGUUACAGGAACAGCAUAAAUUUCAGGAAGAAUAUCUACAGGAAGAAAAACAAGUAGAAUCUGCAGAGCUAACUUCAACUGCAUGUGGUGAUAAUAGGCUUGUUAAAUCAGUCAGUGAAGGUCACACAUCGAGUUCAUCAGAUAAUGCUAGUGAAAAUUCUUCCAUGCAGAGAUCACAGUCCCUUCCACAAACUUCCACACCUCCCUUUGUGAGUGGAAUGGCAGACUAUAGUACUUCAGUUACUCCUGCAUUAACUGAAAGAGAAGCAUCCCGAUUAGACAAAUUUAAGCAGCUACUUGCUGGCCCCAAUACAGAUCUUGAAGAAUUACGGAAAUUGAGUUGGUCUGGCAUUCCCAAACGGGUUCGUCCAAUUGCAUGGAAGCUUCUUUCAGGCUAUCUUCCUGCAAAUGUGGACCGAAGAGAAAGCACUUUAAAAAGAAAACGCAAAGAGUAUUUUGCAUUUGUUGAACAAUACUAUGAUUCCAGAAAUGAUGAAAAUCACCAAGAUACCUAUAGACAGAUCCAUAUAGAUAUCCCACGCAUGAGUCCUGAAGUUUUAAGACUUCAGCCCAAAGUAACAGAG